GCAGCCAAAACAAAACGGAAAACGCUGCAAAACACCGAAUUUUUCGACAUAAAGAAAACUCAGCGUUGAAGGAAGGAAGCAAGGACGAGGAUUCAGCACCUGCAAAAGGAGCGGAAAAUUGCAAGACAAGUGUUGUGCGGAUUUUCGCGGAAAACCAGGAAGUGGGCAAAAAAAGGGAGAAAGGAAACAGAAUAGCCUGAGAGGACUCGCAGCUGGAGAGCUAUUUGAAUCUGAAUCCGGGUCCUCGCAGCUGGUCUUGGCCAUGAACUUCUACGACGAGGAGAUCACAAUCAGCGGACCCGACUCCAAGCAUCUGAGCAGUGUUCAGAUGGAGCCGCGAAAUGGUGGACCCCAACGAGGGGGCAGGGGGGGUGCCGCAGGAGGAGGAGGAGCAGUGGGCGGAGAGGGAGAGGCAGGAGGCGCCACUGGAGGAGCACAAAGAGCAGCCGCUGGCAGGCAUCGUCGAAUGCAAUUUCAAAGCAACUCUACGGACGACGAUGGCCUACUGCAGGACAUAAUUGAUCACGAUGACGAGGCGGAUGACAGCGAUGAUGAUGAUGACAGCGAGAUGCAGUUGCCCCAAGGUAUGACCAUGGGUGUGGGGAUGACGGGUCUGGUGCCAGGACCCCGCACCCAAAAGCGCCCGGACAGCAAUCGGAGUUCGAAGCAUCCGCAGGAUGACACCAUGAGUUCCGGCAGCGACGAGGCAGCUGUGGGUGGAGGAAUGGGAUCGGGAGGAGCCAGAGGUGGUGCCAAGCUACCGCACCAAAAGUUAACCCUGCCCAUGAGGAGCAGUGCUGGGGGAGGAGGAAGAUCCGAGCGACAGGAUGAACAAUCCUUCAAUAUUAGUCCGGAUAAAUGGGAAGAACUACCCUUACCCGGGGAACUCAAGGAUCUUUUUCCCUAUAUUGUUAAAUACACCCCACAGACAAUCGACACUCCGUUUCAUCUGCAACCCUUUAUCCCGGAAUUUGUACCCGCUGUGGGGGAUGUGGAUGCCCUUCUGAAGGUACAGGCUCCUCCACUUCUGCAACCACAAAGGCAAAAAGAGUUGAACGAUCACUUGGAAAAAUUGGGCUUAUGGUUGCUCGACGAACCAUCUGGUACUCAAAGUGAACCCAGUCUCCUGAAUAUGAAACUCCGAUCGGUACUAAGUGGAAGCAUGGGCCGUAAUCCCCGUCAUGCCUCCUCCGCCUCUCUAGUUCCCACCGCCCGAUCGGCCAAGGAUAUAGACAAAUGGAUCUCGGAGGUGGAACAGGUGCACAUGACUCAAUCCAUGUACGAUGCUCAGCCCAGAAAGGAUAUAGAUGCGCUCUUGGAGGAUUGGCCAAGAUCUUUUGGCGAUGAUGAGACCAAGAAUGCCUUAGAUCAGGCCUACAGAUCCUGCCUCCAGCAAAAUAUUUCUUUAGCUGACUAUGUGAGAGUGCUUUGCGAGAGAUUCGGAGUGGAAGGACCCCUGGAGACACAGGCGGACUACAUCCACAAUGUCCAGACACUCUUUGCUCUUUACUUGGCCGCAAGUCAGGCGUGGGAGUAGGCUGACCAAAAAUUUUUAGAAAAAACCGAAAAACAUGUAUAACUUAAAGUAAAUA
This is a messenger RNA of Drosophila elegans, 1592 nucleotides long. It is a transcript of the gene IFT46, whose product is annotated as intraflagellar transport protein 46 homolog. NCBI's taxonomy places the organism in Eukaryota, Metazoa, Arthropoda, Insecta, Diptera, Drosophilidae. Gene Ontology annotation, biological process: intraciliary transport; cilium assembly. Gene Ontology annotation, cellular component: motile cilium; intraciliary transport particle B; centrosome. The record is from RefSeq and is a predicted model, not a curated record. Bases 263 to 1537 code for a protein of 424 amino acids. The transcript has 2 exons.